AUAACUGCGCGCUCACAGCUUCAGACGGUCGCCGCCGCGUCUGCGCAUGGGAAGCUGGUUGCCUCUGCAGCCGCCUGGAAUUGUGGGGGUUGUGUCUGCCCCUCGGCUGCCGGGCGGGAAGCCGAAGUGUGAUUGGUGCCCCAGGGAACCUGGUUGCUGGGGAAAGCUCAUGUGGCACUCAGCCGUUCCAUUUUGUCGACGAAAAAAGGGGAGAAGCUGGCAGAAAGCAAAGGCUUUUGCUGCUGGGUCUAUAACUAUGGCUCCCCAGGGCCUGCCCCCUUCUAGGAUGGCUCUUCUGGAAAUGCUGCUUGGGCUACUGAUGGCUUCCUGCUUCACCUUCUGCCUCAGUCAUCAGAACCCGGAGUUUGCGCUCACCAGCCCAGGGAAGAGCAGGACCAAAGAAGUGGAGAGAAAGGAAACCACAGCAGAAGAGGAGCUGGACUCCGAGAUCCUGGAGGUGUUUCAUCCGACGCAUGAGUGGCAGGCCCUUCGGCCAGGGCAGGGUGUCCCUGCAGGAUCCCAUGUGCGGUUGAAUCUCCAGACUGGGGCAAGAGAAGUGAAACUCCAAGAAGAGGACAAGUUCAGAAGUAAUUUGAAAGGGUUGAAAAAAGGCAGAAGGCUGGACAUCAACACUAACACCUACACGUCACAGGACCUCAAGAGUGCACUGGCAAAAUUCAAGGAGGGGGCAGAAGUGGAGAGUUCAAAGGAAGACAAGGCAAGGCAGGCCAAGGUUAAACGACUCUUUCGUCCCAUCGAAGAGCUAAAGAAGGACUUUGAAGAGCUGAAUGUUGUCAUUGAGACCGACAUGCAGAUCAUGGUACGGCUGAUCAACAAGUUCAAUAGUUCCAGCUCCAGCCUGGAAGAGAAGAUUGCUGCACUCUUUGAUCUCGAAUAUUAUGUCCAUCAGAUGGAUAAUGCACAGGACCUGCUUUCCUUUGGUGGCCUUCAAGUGGUGAUCAACGGGCUGAACAGCACGGAACCCCUAGUGAAGGAGUAUGCUGCGUUUGUGCUGGGGGCUGCCUUUUCCAGCUGGGCUUUCGAUGGCCCACUGGAGGGCAGUUACAGUGACGGCAUGGUAUGGCGCCAGAGCUUUUGGAAGCCAAAGGCAGGCUCCCUAAACAUCAUGAAAAUCAACCCAAAGGUCCAAGUAGAGGCCAUUGAGGGGGGAGCCCUGCAGAAGCUGCUGGUCAUCCUGGCUACGGAGCAGCCUCUCCCUGCAAAGAAGAAGGUCCUGUUUGCACUGUGCUCCCUACUGCGACACUUCCCCUACGCCCAGCAGCAGUUCCUGAAACUGGGGGGGCUGCAGGUCCUGAGGAGCCUGGUGCAGGCAAAGGGCACCGAGGUGCUGGCUGUGCGCGUGGUCACUCUGCUGUAUGACCUGGUCACUGAAAAGAUGUUCGCUGAGGAGGAGGCCGAGCUGACCCGGGAAGCGUCCCCGGAGAAGCUGCAGCAGUACCGCCAGGUCCACCUCCUGCCGAGCCUGAGGGAACAGGGCUGGUGCGAGAUCACCGCCCGCCUCCUGGCUCUCCCCGAGCAUGAUGCCCGAGAAAAGGUGCUGCAGACGCUGGGCGCCCUCCUGGCCACGUGCCGGAACCGCUACCGUCAGGACCCGCAGCUCAGCAGGACGCUGGUCAGCCUGCAGGCUGAGUACCAGGCUCUGGCCACACUGGAGCUCCAAGACGGCGAGGAUGAGGGAUACUUCCGGGAACUGCUGGGCUCCAUCGACAGCUUGCUGAAGGAGCUGAGAUGAGGCUGCUCCCUGACACCGGGACUGGACUGGGACGUUCGUGAGGUUGACAGGCACCAGCUUGGGUGGGCUCUUCAGGGGACACCAGCCAGGAGGGAGGACUUCCCUACUGGGGCCUGGGCAUCAUCUGAGCAGUGCUGGCUUGGCCAUUAAAUGGAGGCAUGAGGGCCA
Messenger RNA from Ailuropoda melanoleuca (giant panda), 1921 nucleotides. It is a transcript of the gene SIL1, whose product is annotated as SIL1 nucleotide exchange factor. Gene Ontology annotation, cellular component: endoplasmic reticulum. The record is from RefSeq and is a predicted model, not a curated record. The transcript is spliced from 12 exons. Bases 47 to 1753 code for a protein of 568 amino acids. Gene Ontology annotation, molecular function: adenyl-nucleotide exchange factor activity. Lineage: Eukaryota; Metazoa; Chordata; Mammalia; Carnivora; Ursidae.